AUGCAUCGAACAUUCCUUCGAUCAGACAGUAAUGAUUUAAUUAGAUUGCAUACUUUCAAUUCAUUGACGGCACGCAGCUUACAACACGACAUAAAUUCUUUUGCUAUUAUAAACAAAUUGAUUGAAGAACUUCAAAAAGUCAAAGGCGAACAAAAUCAAUUAAUUACCAAAAAUAAACAACUCGAAGAAGCUUUAAAACAAAGCCGACGUGAAUUGUUUGGGGCUAAGAAGGAAAUUGAGCAACUUCGUGUUGUUAAUCAAAAUUUUGUUGACAAAUCUUCUCAAGAGCAAACUCUAGUUAACACAACAUACACAAAGUCUACAGAAAUGCCGGUGCCAAAAAAUCGAAAGAGAACUGCCGACGAACAACACAAAAAUUAUUGUAGCGAGAGAGAUGGUUCGCCGCCAGAAAAAAUUUUGAAGCCUCACAAAAAGGAGAACAGUCGAUUAAUUGGUGUCAGAAAUACUCGUAUCUCCAGCUCUUGUGACGAUUUGAGCAAACUUCGACGUGAUUUAUCACCACCAUUUAUCGACGACAAUCCUUUUGGCACUGAACAUGUUUUUGAGACAAAAAGAAAUUUUUUGCGUAUUCAUUGUGGACGUUGUGAAGUGGCAAUUCGUUUUGGUGUUAACUACGUUAAAUGUCAACGUUGUAAAGCCACAUUUCAUGAACAAUGUCGGAGGCAAGCUCCUCUUCCUUGUGUUGUUCGAAUUAUGACGCCAAAACCAGCUGGACCCAAAUCUGGACGUCCAAGACUUGGUGAUUUUUGUGCGGAUUGCCGUCCAAUGGUUCCCCCAUUAAUUACUUAUUGUACUUAUCAUUUGGAUAACUGCUCAGACUUGCCUUUUGAAGAUAUUUAUUCUAAUUGCGGUAUUACUCGAGAAGUUGAAUUGAUUGCUAAACUUUUUCAGUCCAAUAAAAGUUUUCCAAAAUUGGACAAUUAUAGUGUUCUCAGUGUUGCUGGCUGUGUCAGAAAUUUUUUGGCACAAGUUCGAGAGCCUGUUAUACCUUUCACUUAUGGAAAGGAUAUUAUUAAAUGUCAGGAGAAUACGAGUAAUGCCGGCAAUUUAAAUAGCUUAAUUGGGGAUUUACCAACUGCACAUAUGGAUACACUUGCUCAUUUAGCUCGUCAUUGGAAGCGUCUUUCAGCAAUUUCGAAUGACCGUCUAACAAUUAAAGCAUUGAGUGCUCUUCUUGGCCCGCUCGUUUUUGGGUCAGAUCGUACCGAAUCGCCUAUUCAAAACGGGGCGGCAGUUAUUGCGAUGGAAGCUCUGUUAUUACUUCCUAUUGAUUUUUGGAUUAAUAUUACCUCUUCGCCUGGCACUUCGCAUUCUUCCCUGUCUAGAAAUCCUUCGCAGCGUUCCAACAAUAAUCAAACACCAAAGUUUAAAACUCUUACAAUGAAAAAUGGGACAAUUAGUGGUUUGCGACACCCUCAAGAAUUAAACUCGACCGUUUACAAAUAA
Molecule: messenger RNA, 1467 nt
Organism: Meloidogyne enterolobii
Lineage: Eukaryota; Metazoa; Nematoda; Chromadorea; Rhabditida; Meloidogynidae
Source: the annotation of a GenBank genome assembly